CGAUGUCAUUUCUGAAGAUCGUUCAGUUUACGAUUAUUCGUUCAACAUGAAGCAGCAGUGGAGCAUUAGUGAAAAUAAUAUAGAACUUUUGGAAGAAGGAUUGUAUCAGGGGAAACAAAAAUGUAUAAAGAAGAUUAUAUUUAAAACCAACUGUUGCACGCGAUUCAUACUUUAUCUCAAACUGAUAUUGUUAUUAGAAGUGAUAUUAUUCUUUGGAUGGGGUUGUUACAUGAUCUCACAGACUUAUCUUCUCAAAGUAAUGGAAAAUGAGCCUACUUGUAUCACUCUGGAGAAAUAUCCACCAGUAAUUGAAUCACUGUCUGAAAUACAGGAGUCACGUCCAAUUGCAGAAAUGCCAGCAAUAUUUGUUAAGUCUGAGAUUAUAGAUAAGAUAAAUAAUCUUUUAGAAGGCACAGAAUUUAUGAAAGACCAAAAUUUAAUGCAAAACGAGGCAAUUGUAACCGAUGCAACUAGUAUGGUGCAAACAAAUUUUCAAAAUUCUGAUAACGUACAACGUGACAAUAUAGUAGAAAUAUAUAAUAUAAAUAGAUUAUUAGAGACACUAUUGUCGGGAAGUUUAGUACACAAUGAAAAGUUUAUGAAGAACUCGGUACCAGAAAAAUUUUCUUCGAUUGAAUUCGCUGAUGAAGACAUUAGUACUUACAAAAAAAACAACUUUCUCCAUUAUGUACAAUUUCUUCAGAAACUGCGAGAUACAAGUAAAAUAAAAGUAGUUAAUGAUUUAGAAAAAUUCAAAAGCAUAAAUGAUUUCACUAAAGAUGCUGAUUAUUUGAUAUUAAAAAGUCAAGAAAAUCGUGCAUUAGAUGCACCGAACAAUCCCGAAAGUUCAGAAUUUAAUGUUGCACUGACCUCAAAUCUUGAAAACUCUGCUGAUAAUGCAAUCGGAUAUACAGAUUUAACUUUGCAAGGUCUGAAAUUUUUCGAUUUAAUCAAAGAUGCGGUACAAGAUAAUAGUAAUGAGGACAGUACUUUAUCUGAUGAGACCAAUGAACAAGCAAAACGUUUCGAACCUACAGAUUUAGAUUUUGUUAUGUAUCCAUUUUACGAAUUUUUUUACGAGUCUUCUGAUACACCAAUAAAAGACUCAAUCGAAGAUUCUUUUACUUUUCAGCCUAUAUUAGAAGAAGAAAUUUCGAAACAAGUCAAAAAUAGGUCAAGUGACGAUGUUGAUAAAAGAAAUGAAGAUAUACAUGACACAAAUGAUAGCGAUAUGUUGAUGUCAGCGUCUGUGUUCGAAAACCAAGAUUAUUUGGAUACGUCGGUGAUUACCAUGCAAAGUACAGGAGAGCAACAUUCGUCAGAGGAAAAGAUAAUAGAAAACGAGAUAUAUGAUGAAUCAAUGCAACCAACAAUGCAAGAUGGUGAAUUCUCGACAUCAAAUGUUGAUAAAUUUCAGUGGUUUAAUGUGCCCCCUCGUUUUGCAGAUCUUGAAUGGAAAGAUAUAUCAAAAUCAGAUGAGGUAAGUUCAUUAUUCUGGGAUACGUAUAAGGAAGAUGUCGACGACGUUAUUCCAGAAAGUCAGUGCGAGGUAACAAUUAAAAUGGGUAUUCUCAAGGUGAAAUGUCCCACUAUUAAGUUUGAUGAAGAAUGGAAUUUUACUUCUUCCGAAAUACCUCCAACUGAUAUUCCGAAAGUCACUGAUUUUGGAGAUAUUUUUGAUACUUUUUUACAUACCCAAUGUGACGAAGAUGCAAAUGAGCAAUUAAAGAUUGAAAAUAUUUCUAAUGAAAAUUUUAAUGAGCAAGAUACAACGUUGCAGGAUAGGAGAUCUAAAAUAAUCGAUUUAAUUGAAUUACAAGAGAGCACUACAAGUGCAAAUGACGCGUCGAUGAAUUUAUUUGAUGUGGCAUUUAUAGAUCCUUCUGACAGAGGAAAUAGCGAUGAAAAUUUUGCAUUUUACAAUUUCCCAUUUUACGAUUCAAAUGAAGAAGAAGCAAAAUACAUCACAAGAGUAUCUUCCUCUAUUUCUAAAUUCAGUUCCAAUACCGUCGAUUCAAACAAGGAACGAAAUAUAUUUUUUGAUAUUUCUGACACACAUCAACAAGAACAAUUGAAAAUCAAUAAAGAGCAAGAUUAUUCAGUUUCUGAUAAUAGUGAAACUUUUUUGGAAAUUUUGGAACAUUUUUAUAAUUUGGAAAAGAAUCUAACUUCUCUAUUUAAAAAUGAAAUAUCAAAUAUUAUGGCGCGAUAUUUAUCAAAAAGUUCUUAUGAGAAUAAUUACCGGAAUGAUAUUUGUAGUAUUAUUCGUUAUAUGCGUUCCAUAUCUCAACAUUCAUGGUAUGAUCAAUAUGUUUUAAGGAAAUUCUUGGAACAUUUACAAAAUCCCGACUAUCCACACAUUACGGAAGAUUAUUAUCAUCGAAAGAAACGAAUGACUGAUGAUUUAGCAUGGCAAGAAGAUGAGAUAUCAAAUACGUUAGAAGAAGACUAUAAUGAUGUAGACUUAUUAGAAAAAUUGAAAAAAGUUUUCCAGAAAAUGGAAAUUCUUGCUCUCUGCAUUGAUAGACUUCAUGAACGAUAUCUUCUUCACAAUAAACUUGAUGACGAUUACGUUUCGAAUGAAUUUCCGAUGGAAAUGACUGAAGAAUAUCGCGAAUCGUACACUUCGAGAAUUGUAGACGAAAAGUAAACUGAUAAAAUGUACAAGUUUCUCCUAUUUUUUGGUAUGA
Trachymyrmex cornetzi is the source of this 2690-nucleotide messenger RNA. RefSeq lists its product as uncharacterized. NCBI's taxonomy places the organism in Eukaryota, Metazoa, Arthropoda, Insecta, Hymenoptera, Formicidae. The record is from RefSeq and is a predicted model, not a curated record. Bases 47 to 2650 code for a protein of 867 amino acids. The transcript is spliced from 3 exons.